Messenger RNA from Nerophis ophidion (straightnose pipefish), 1876 nucleotides. RefSeq names its product NMDA receptor synaptonuclear signaling and neuronal migration factor a (gene nsmfa). The coding region runs from base 16 to 813 and encodes 265 amino acids. Gene Ontology annotation, biological process: positive regulation of neuron migration; regulation of neuronal synaptic plasticity. NCBI's taxonomy places the organism in Eukaryota, Metazoa, Chordata, Actinopteri, Syngnathiformes, Syngnathidae. The transcript is spliced from 11 exons. The record is from RefSeq and is a predicted model, not a curated record. Gene Ontology annotation, cellular component: cytoplasm; nucleus.
CGGAAGCAUCUUCGGAUGGUGGGCAGCAGGAGGAUUAAAGCACAGACGUUUGCUGAGCGUAGAUCGAAGAGUUUCAGCCGCUCCUGGAGUGACCCUACCCCUGUCAAGACUGACUCUCCUCAUGAGCCCAGAGACAGUGGCGACCUGCAGGCGUCCUGCGGCACGCUGGACGACGGCGGCGUGGACGACUCGGCCGACUGGGAGGAGGAGCGAGAGACAGAGAGGCUGGCCUGCGAGGGAGACGACUUCGUCCCCCCCAAAAUCAUGCUGAUCUCCUCCAAGGUGCCCAAGGCCGAGUACGUGCCCACCAUCAUCCGCAGGGACGACCCCUCCAUCAUCCCCAUCCUCUACGACCACGAACACGCCACUUUUGACGACAUCCUGGAGGAAAUUGAGAAGAAGCUGGCGGCUUACAGGAGAGGAAGCAAAUUCUGGAGGAUGCUCAUCUUCUGUCAGGGAGGCCCGGGUCAUCUCUACCUCCUGAAGAACAAAGUAGCGACGUUUGCUAAAGUGGAAAAAGAAGAAGACAUGAGCCAAUUCUGGAGACGACUGAGCCGACUGAUGAGCAAAGUGAACCCAGAGCCAAACAUGAUCCACAUCAUGGGAUGCUACGUGCUGGGGAACCCCAAUGGAGAGAAGCUGUUCCACAAACUGAAGAAUCUGAUGAGGCCUUAUUCCGUCGAAUUUCAGUCGCCGCUGGAGCUUUCUGCACAGGGCAAAGAGAUGAUCGAGAUGUACUUCGACUUCCGCCUCUACCGCCUUUGGAAGACACGCCAGCACUCCAAGCUCUUGGACUACGAGGACUUGUUGUGACCGGCGAGGGUGGAGUUGCUCGCGGACGCAACAGUGCCCCCUAGCGACGAUGGAGAUGCUCGUGGACGCAACGAUGGAGAUGUUAAUGGACGCAACAGUGCCCUCUAGUGACGAUGGAGAUGUUAAUGGACGCAACAGUGCCCUCUAGUGAUGAUGGAGAUGUUAAUGAAUGCAACAGUGCCCCCUAGUGACGAUGGAGAUAUUAAUGGACGCAACAGUGCCCCCUAGUGAUGCUUGAGAUGUUAAUGGAGACAACAGUGCCCUUGUGACAAUGGAGAUGCUCAUGGACUCAACAGUGCCCCCUACUGAGGAUGGGGAUGCUCAUCGACGCAACGAUGGAGAUGUUUAUGGAGAUAACAGUGCCCCUUAGUGACGAUGGAGACAACAGUGCCCCCUAGUGAUGAUGGAGAUGUUAUUGGACAUAAUAAUGCCCCCUAGUGACGAUGGAGUUGUUAAUGGACAUAACAGUGCCCCCUAGUGAUGAUGGAGUUUUUAAUGGACAUAAUAAUGCCCCCCAGUGACGAUGGAGACAACAGUGCCCCCUAGUGAUGAUGGAGUUGUUAAUGGACAUAACAGUGCCCCCUAGUGAUGAUGGAGUUUUUAAUGGACAUAAUAAUGCCCCCCAGUGAUGAUGGAGACAACAGUGCCCCCUAGUGAUGAUGGAGAUGUUAAUGGACAUAAUAAUGCCCCCUAGUGAUGAUGGAGACAACAGUGCCCCCUAGUGACGAUGGAGAUGUUAAUGGACAUAACAGUGCCCCCCAGUGCCAAGUGGAAGCCAUGCAGUGACUAUCUCUUUUCCAACUUCCACCCCAAAGAGGUCCCCGCUGGUAAAAGAGUAAAAAGAGAAAGCAGAACAACUCAGGAUUCAAGUCACACUUCUACCAACGUGUUGAUCAGCGCUCCAGAAAAAAAGGAUUUUGGAGAGAAAAAAUGUUUGCUUGCCGCGGGAAAAAAGAGUGGAUGACAAAUGUUCCUGCUGUGAUGUCAUGAGGGAUGUAAUAGCCAGUCAUCAGCGUGUUGUCAUGGUGAUUCUUCACAACUAAAUACAAUCUGGACACACCUA